AUGACGAGAUCUCUGGCAAGCAUCUUCUUUCCCAUUUUGAUGGUUUUAUCAAUCAUGGAGUAUUCAUUUGCAGCUGACAUGAUAAGUCUGGCACAAUCUGUCAGUGAUGGUGAGAGGUUGGUUUCUUCAUCCCAACGCUUUGAAUUGGGAUUCUUCUCUCCUGGAAACUCAACGUUCAGGUUCCUUGGGAUAUGGUACAAAAAUAUUCCAAAGGCAGUUGUGUGGGUUGCAAAUAGGAACAGGUCAAUUGCUGGUGCACAUGGAGUUUUAACAGUCAAUAAUGAUGGAAACCUUGUGCUGCUUGACGGAACAAACAGCACUGUUUGGUCUUCAAAUGUCUCUAGAAAAGCAGAAGUGCCAGUGGCACAACUUCUAGAUUCUGGAAACUUUGUUAUUAGAGACAACAAAACCAUGCAACAUGAUGAAAGCUAUCUGUGGCAGAGCUUUGAUUACCCGUCAGACACACUGCUGCCAGACAUGAAGCUUGGAAAGAACUUAAAAACUGGAAAAGAAUGGUUUUUAACAUCUUGGAGAAGUGCUGAUGAUCCGUCUCCCGGAAACUUUACUACCAGACUUAGCAUUCAAGGAUUGCCUUCUAUAGUUACUUAUAUGAUAUCAGCAAAAGUGUACCGCAGUGGACCGUGGGAUGGAUCUAACUUUGGUGGUACUCCAGUGUCACCUAACUUGGUCUCUUUAUCAACUGUGGAGCAUCGUGAGGAUGAGAUCUACUAUAAGUAUCAGCCUUACAAUAAUCCGAUUAUUACACGAUUAACUUUAAACCACUCAGGUUCCAUCCAGCGUCUUAUAUGGAAUGAGAGGCACACUGAAUGGGGGAUUGUCUACUCAGCACCAUAUGACCAAUGCGGCCGAUAUGGCCAAUGUGGUGCAAAUGGAAUUUGCAGCAUCAACAAGACACCAAUUUGUGAGUGCCUGAAAGGGUUCAGACCUGACUCAGAAGGACUAGAUGCAAGUAAUCAUAGUUGGUCUACAAGGUGUGUAAAAAAGCGGCCAUCAGAUUGUCAAAAAGGAGAAGGGUUUCUAAGACUUGUUUGGAUGAAAUUGCCUGACUUGAUAGAUUUCAAGUUCAAUGAGAUUAUGAAUCUUAAGGAAUGUGAGGUGGAGUGCUUGCAAAACUGCUCUUGUAGUGCUUAUGCAAGCGCAACCUUAGAUGGACGUGAGAAGGGCUGCUUGAUGUGGUAUGGUGACCUGAUUGAUAUGGAAGACCGAUCAGGAAAAGGCAGGGGACCAGAUAUCUAUGUAAGAGUACCAUCUUCAGAACUAGUUGGUGCUUCAAAAGAAAAGAAACGAGUAAAGAUCAUCAUAGUAGCUUCAAUCAUUUCUGGAAUGAUUGUGUUGGGCUUGGUGUCCUGCUUUGUCCUAAGGAAAAAAUGGAAAAGAGUUUCAGUAUCUGGCUAUGCUUUAAAUGACAAGAAAAGAACAAAGACCACCAAACUGCUUUCAGUCAUUCCUGGCAUGAAUAUCUUGGCCGCUCUGUUCUCGUACAUUACGAAGAAAACAUGGAAAGGAGGCCAAGAGAGCUGCAAGGAGAAUGUAGAAGUGCCUUUGUUUGAUUUGGUUUCCAUUGCUACUGCUACCAAUAGUUUCUCCCAGGAAAAUUUAAUAGGAAUUGGGGGAUUUGGUCCUGUUUACAAGGGCAUCCUUCCAACAGGAAAAGAAAUUGCUGUAAAGAGGCUGUCAAAGAAUUCAGGACAAGGUGCUGAAGAGUUUAGAAAUGAAGUAGUUUUAAUUGCCAAACUUCAGCACAGAAAUCUGGUCGGGCUCUAUGGCAGCUGCAUACAGGGAGAAGAAAGGGUUUUAAUCUAUGAAUAUAUGCCCAACAAAAGCUUGGAUUAUUUUAUCUUCGGUUUGAUUUCUUCACCUUUCAUGCAUCCUAUCAUUACAUAA
Theobroma cacao (cacao) is the source of this 1905-nucleotide messenger RNA. RefSeq names its product G-type lectin S-receptor-like serine/threonine-protein kinase At4g27290. Gene Ontology annotation, biological process: recognition of pollen; protein phosphorylation. The record is from RefSeq and is a predicted model, not a curated record. Gene Ontology annotation, molecular function: ATP binding; protein serine/threonine kinase activity. Gene Ontology annotation, cellular component: plasma membrane. Lineage: Eukaryota; Viridiplantae; Streptophyta; Magnoliopsida; Malvales; Malvaceae.